Molecule: messenger RNA, 789 nt
Organism: Penaeus monodon (black tiger shrimp)
Lineage: Eukaryota; Metazoa; Arthropoda; Malacostraca; Decapoda; Penaeidae
Product: astacin-like metalloprotease toxin 5
Exons: 2
Biological process (GO): proteolysis
Molecular function (GO): zinc ion binding; metalloendopeptidase activity
Source: RefSeq, a predicted model, not a curated record
AUGCCUAAAUCUGAAAUUGAUCAGAGAGAAAAACAGGAGAACAGAGAAGAUGACCUAUACCUGUUUCAUCGAUUACUGAAAGCUUUUGAUACUGUUAUCGACGAUAAAUUAUACAGUCUGAGGCCUUGGCCCGACACUACAAUCCUGUUCAGGUUCAAUGAACAAGUUUCAAAACAAGUCCGGUCACGAUUUUUAUCUGCAAUCAAUAUUAUGCAAAAUUUGACCUGCAUUCAAUUUAAAGAAGUGUUCUCUGCACCCUUCAACCAGUCUUACGUUGAGGUCAGACAGCCGAAAGACAGAUGUUAUUCCACCAUCGGCUUUAGAAAGAUCGCUAUUAUGAAUAUUUCCAGCGGCCCCUGCUCGAAGAUCCCCGUCAUCAUCCACGAGCUGAUGCACGUCCUCGGCUUCCACCACAUGCAUUAGCGCUCUGACAGAUCUAACUAUGUCGAUAUCUUAGAAGAUAACAUUCGCCCAGUAGCGCUGUUGAAUUUUAGAAUAUCCCACACGGAGACGUUUGGAAUACCUUAUAACGUAGAGUCUGUCUUGCACUAUGGACCGUUCGCCUUUACCAAUGACGAGAAUAGCGCCACUAUUAUUCCUCUCCGUAAGGUAGACAGGAAAAUGUUGCACAGACGGAAGUUCGGCAGGUACAUGGGUCAGCGAGAUCAGAUAACACUGCAUGAUAUUGCUCGCAUAAACCGCAUGUACCAUUGUACCAACCACUACCUCGGGAACAACAUCACCGGUGCAGUGCCCUACGAGAAGUGGAUCAGGGAGGGCGAUAAUUAG